GCGCCUCGCCUGGAUGUAGGAGGCCCGGCCGAGCGGCGAGGAGCGAGGGUGACACCGCCCAUCCCUGCGCUGGGCGAGCACGGGGACCCCCCCGCGCCCCCCCAGCCUCCGGGGGCACCAUGAAGGACCGGCUGGAGCAGCUCAAGGCGAAGCAGGAUGCAGACGACGAGGAGGAGCUGGAGAUCGCCGUGGACAACACGGCCUUCAUGGAUGAGUUCUUCUCGGAGAUUGAGGAGACCCGGCAGAACAUCGACAAGAUCUCGGAGAACGUGGAGGAAGCCAAGAAGCUCUACAGCAUCAUCCUCUCAGCCCCCAUCCCAGAGCAGAAGACCAAAGAUGACCUGGAGCAGCUGACGACAGACAUCAAGAAAAUGGCAAACAGCGUCCGUAACAAGCUGAAGAGCAUGGAGAGGAACAUCGAGCAGGACGAGGCACGAUCCUCCGCUGACCUCCGGAUACGCAAGUCCCAGCACUCGGUGCUGUCCCGCAAGUUUGUGGAUGUCAUGACCAAGUACAACGAGGCGCAGGUGGAUUUCCGGGAGCGGAGCAAGGGCCGGAUCCAGCGCCAGCUGGAAAUCACCGGCAAGAACACGACGGACGAGGAGCUGGAGGAGAUGCUGGAGAGUGGGAACCCCUCCAUCUUCACCUCGGGGAUCAUGGACUCGCAGAUCUCGAAGCAGGCGCUGAGCGAGAUCGAGGGGCGGCACAAGGACAUCGUGCGCCUGGAGAGCAGCAUCAAGGAGCUCCACGACAUGUUCGUGGACAUCGCCAUGCUGGUGGAGAACCAGGGAGCCAUGAUCGACCGCAUAGAGAACAACAUGGACCAGUCCGUGGGAUUCGUGGAACGGGCCGUGGCUGACACCAAAAAGGCUGUGAAGUACCAAAGUGAGGCCAGGAGGAAGAAGAUCAUGAUCAUGUUGUGCUGCAUCAUCCUCGCCAUCAUCCUGGCAUCCAGCAUCGGGAGCAUCUUCGCCUGAGCCCCCCACCCGCUGCCCUCCAGGUGGCCUUUCCCCCUCCUGGCCCCCUGCCCGGAUGAUCCACGGGAGAGACCCCGGCCCAGCCCCGAUCCCCGAGGACAUCCCACGUGUCCCUGGAGGAGUGGAGCCCCCCACUGCGCCCCCUGCUGCCCUCCCACACCCCCCUCCUCCUGCUCCUCCUCUCGGGUGACAGUCGGUGGCCGCUGUGACAAGCAGCCCCUCCUGGUGGCACGGAGCGGCCGGAGGGGCCGUGUCCCUCGCGGGGGGGGACACAGGGCUCUGCCUUGCCGGGGCGG
Messenger RNA from Melospiza georgiana, 1273 nucleotides. It is a transcript of the gene STX3, whose product is annotated as syntaxin 3. NCBI's taxonomy places the organism in Eukaryota, Metazoa, Chordata, Aves, Passeriformes, Passerellidae. Gene Ontology annotation, biological process: exocytic insertion of neurotransmitter receptor to postsynaptic membrane; intracellular protein transport; synaptic vesicle fusion to presynaptic active zone membrane. The record is from RefSeq and is a predicted model, not a curated record. Gene Ontology annotation, molecular function: SNAP receptor activity; SNARE binding. Gene Ontology annotation, cellular component: plasma membrane; postsynapse; synaptic vesicle. The coding region runs from base 120 to 977 and encodes 285 amino acids. The transcript has 11 exons.